CAAAAAGUGUAUAUUAUUGUUUAGAAAUUAGAAAGAAUAGUACAUUGGACUUGAAUACUCCGUUCCAUACUUUCUGCAGAAUACUCCUACAUCACUCCUUGCAUACUCCGUUCAUACUCCGUUCCAGACUUGGUUAGGAAAGAAUAUAUUCUACCUUAAAUCUAGGAUUCUCAACACUUUCUGUCUUUUAAUACUUCUAAUUAAUCCUCUUAGUUCAGAAAAAACUUUUAGAUCUCUUCAAUUUCAAAUCAAAUUGUGGAGCUCUCCGUCGAAUCUGUGUACUGCUUGGCCACCAGCAGCGACAUCGCACGACACAUUCGUCUUCAUCACCGGCGGAACAUAGCGGCGGCAGAACAGAGCGGCGGCGGCGAACAACUUGGCCACCGGUGGUCUUAGAUUCUACUGAUAAUUGAUGAAAGUGGAAGGGGUUCUUUUAUGUUGGAAGCCGUUCUGGUACGAAGGAUGUGACGAGGAUGAAGGGUAGCUUUGGGGAUAAAGGAAUUUGUUUAGGAAUUGAAAUGCCCUUAAGGUUUGACUUAUUUACCAAAAAGCCUAGAAGCAGAUAAAAGCAUCAUCAACCUAGCUUCCAACUUCUGGCUUAAAACUACUUAAAUUAAGUAGAAUUUUUCAUUUGCAAACACUACUUUUGACUUUUUAAAAGCCAAAAGUCCAAAAGUGCUUAAAAUAAGCAAUAGCAAACACACCCUUAAUGAUCCACCAUGCAUAAGAUUGUGAAGAAAAUUGAAUAUGGAAUUCUUCCGAAAAGCAGAGAAGGUCCGGCUCAGGGGACGGAGAGACAAGCACUUAAUAGCCGCCGACGAUCAAGAGUCCGUCGUGCAAUGCCGGAACGGACCCGUAAAUUCCAGCGUCUGGACGGUGGAGCUCAUGGAAGGGAGAGCCGUCCUCCGCCUCAAGAGCUGCUAUGGGAAAUACCUCACGGCAUCUGGCCUCCCCUUCCUCCCCGGCGUCGCAGGGAAGAAGGUCAUCCAGAUCCUGCCGGAAAAGAACGACCCGUCGACGGAAUGGGAGCCCAUCAGGGACGGGUUCCAGGUCCGGUUCAAGACGUUCAGGGGAAAUUAUUUGCGCCCGAACGGCGGGCUGCCGCCGUGGAGGAAUUCGAUUACCCAUGACCCGCCGAACCGGAACCGGACGUACGAGAAGGCACUGUGGGAUGUGGAGGUGGUGGAGGAUCGGUCGGCUGUGGAGGAAAGUGGACACCGGCGGACGAGAUCGGACGACAGGGAGGACUCUGCAUCUAGACGAGGAAGAUCGAUUCGAUCCGCCGCGUCUCUUGUAUCGCCUCGGUCAUCCGAUGCUAAAAGAGGGCAAGAGUUCAUUUGACUGCCAAAUCAUAUGAACAGUAGAAAUCUUUGGGGCUCUUCUAAAUGGAAUUUUUUGAUGAAGUGCAGUUUAUUCUCACUUAAUUUUAACUUAAAAUUCUGAAGGUUGUUAAAUAGAUCAUUUACA
Molecule: messenger RNA, 1467 nt
Organism: Cuscuta epithymum
Lineage: Eukaryota; Viridiplantae; Streptophyta; Magnoliopsida; Solanales; Convolvulaceae
Source: the annotation of a GenBank genome assembly